Molecule: messenger RNA, 3653 nt
Organism: Nematostella vectensis (starlet sea anemone)
Lineage: Eukaryota; Metazoa; Cnidaria; Anthozoa; Actiniaria; Edwardsiidae
Product: dual specificity mitogen-activated protein kinase kinase 7
Exons: 12
Coding region: 54-1235 (393 amino acids)
Biological process (GO): protein phosphorylation
Molecular function (GO): protein kinase activity; ATP binding
Source: RefSeq, a predicted model, not a curated record
UCUCCUCAAUGCGCAUGCGCCAUGGUUUGGCGUUUUCAGUGUAAAUAUGGGGGAUGGCGAGAGAUCUUCACAAUAAAAUACAGAGUUUAGGGCAAAGACUAAAAGAAGAAAACAACUCGAAGGGACCUAAACUCCUAGAUGUAGAUAACGAGGACUUAUCUGUGCCGACAAGGCCAUUGCUGGAUCUAAAAAUAUCCGCCGGCCACCGAAAACAGCGACCAGGGAAGCUCUCCUUCCAGGGUCCACUUAGCCCACUCAAAAAGUCGCUUCAUCAUCAGAAGCAUAAGGAUGAUGACAGCGCUCACAUUGAAAAGAAAUUAAAGGAAAUCAAGCAACAAACUGGAAUUCUUAAACUUGGAGACAAGAAGUAUGACUUCAGCCUUGAUGACCUUGAGAUGUCGGGUGAGAUUGGGUAUGGGACGUGUGGCCAGGUCUGUAAAAUGAAGCACAAGAAAUCAGGGCAGGUUUUAGCUGUAAAGAGAAUGGCCCGUAGUCAUAACAAGGAGGAACAGAAGAGAAUUCUAAUGGAUCUGGAGGUUGUGAUGAAAAGCCAUGACUGCCCUUAUAUCGUCACCUGUAUGGGGGCGUUGAUAUCAAAGUCUGAUGUGUUCAUUUGUAUGGAGCUGAUGGCUACUUGCUUAGACAAGCUACUCAAGAGGUUACAAAACCCCAUUCCUGAGCACAUCCUGGGCAAAAUGGCAGUUGCAAUUGUCAAAGCAUUGCAUUAUCUUAAAGAAGAACAUGGAGUAAUGCACAGAGAUGUAAAGCCAUCCAACAUGCUGCUAGACUCAGCAGGAUGUGUGAAGCUGUGUGAUUUCAGCAUCAGUGGACGGCUGGUGGACUCCAAGGCAAAGACUAAGAGCGCAGGAUGUGCAGCUUACAUGGCUCCUGAACGGAUUGACCCCCCUGAUCCAAUGAAUCCUAAUUAUGACGUCCGUGCGGAUGUCUGGAGCCUAGGCAUAUCUCUGGUUGAGCUUGCUACAGGAGAGUUCCCUUACAGGAACUGCACAACAGAGUUUGAAGUUCUCACUAGAGUGAUGGGCGAGGACCCUCCAUCCCUGCCAGGCAGCAAGGGGUUCUCCCAUGAUUUCUCCUCCUUUGUUGAUGAGUGUUUGACAAAAGACUUCCAUUAUCGCCCCAAAUACAACAAAUUAUUGGUUCAUCCAUUUAUUACCUCUUAUGACUCUAAAGAGGUGGAUGUGGCAGGAUGGCUUAAAGAAUCUCUUGCUAGCUAGUACUUUGAAGCUCUCUUGUAAGGCAUCAACUCAACCUUCCCUUAAUGCACUUUAUUUUUUUUUUUUUACAUUAGGGACCAGUCAUUAUUUAUCUAUGGGGGGGGGCUGGGUAAUUUUCCAGUCAAAGGUGAAACUUUUGUCAAAGCCCCCCCUUAAUUGAAGAAAAUUGCAGAUAGCCCCCCCUCCGUAUUAUAAUUUUAAAAGAUGACGCCCCCCCCCCAAAAAAAAUGGGGCACCUGAGACCUACCUAAUAAAGAACGAAAUCAGCAAAUCUUGAAUUUUGUGUAGUUUUUCGGCCACUUCUAGAUGUAAGUACCUCUGCAGAGCCACCUUCCUCAUCGCCAUCGCAAUCACUUCUAUCACUGUCACUGUCACUGCUGCUGUCACACAAAACGAGGUCUUCAUCACUGUCACUUUCAAUUUCACUAUCUUCAGAACCAAAUUGUUGAUCAAAAUCUGCUACAGGUUGAUCAUCAGGCACAGCUCUUCUAUCCUGAUUGUAGUAGUGAACGGUAAUGCGCCUGAUUUUGUCCUUUUUCUUCCCUGUCUUUGAAGGUUAUAAUGGAUCAAAUACUUAUCAAGUUCUGAAACGACAAGUGAUGGCAGCUUGCCAUUCUCAAUAAGUUCCUGCCAGUUGUAAUCAGAAACCUCCUUCUUUUUUCGUUCUUGCCUUGCAUCUUUGCGUUGCUUUUCCCGGAUUUUGGAGAUGGUUUCCAAUGACGAUAGAUGUUCUAAAUAGGAUCUGACAUAUUUUUCGUCAACAAUAAAUGCCUGGGAAAAUUUCUUGAUUUCUUCAUUGUCUUCGAGGGACAAUUUCUUUUGCUCAAAUAACUUCUUAAUGUUAGCUCUUGGCUGCCAGUCAUCUGGACCACGAUCAUUUCCCUUGCUGUCUGUGAGUGAUUGUUAUUGAUACAAUAACAAAUGCCAAGUCUAAGCUUAUCAGUAUUGGAGUAACCUAUAAGUCAUUAUCUUCCGUAAGCUUAAAGAAAAAGUCAAGUCUUGCAAAGAGAAGAAGAAAAGAAAAUGCUUGCAAAGCCAAAAAAAGAAAAAGGAAAAGAGAAGACACUGCAAUGCAUAAACUGAUUGUCAAGCUUACAGAUGAGUUUACCUAUACUCUCUGCUUCCCUGAUGGAUAUAAUGUAGCCUUACAAAGUCAACAUGCUGUGUGCGAGGAUGAGAUUAACACUGAGGCCUUAGGACUGUUGAAGAGUUGUGACAUCAUGAAGUUAGACCUUCUAUUCAAUCAGGGCUUUUUUGCGCUCGAUGCACUUGCAAUAAUAGGGCAGACCAUUGCCGCACUUUAAUAAGAUGAUGUUCACUCUUUUUGUUGAAAAUGUUGUUGUUUUACAGAAAAUUAUUGAUAAAUGUCAUGAUAUUCAAAUGGUAUUUUCAUAAAUUGUCAAUUCUUUAUCCUACAUAACAUCUCAUCUAACUGGUUUUCAAUAUAACAACUCUUUGAAAAAUCAUGCUGAUUAACAAGAUGGCCCCCCCUGUUUAUUGUACCUAAAAUACAAUGACCCCCCCUCUUUGCUAAUUUAAAAUGGCCUUGACCCCCCCUUUUUUUCUCCCAGCCCCCCCUAUAGAUAAAUAAUGACUGGUCCCUUAGCAGAAUGUUCUGAAUAUUCUAUACAUUUAAAGACAUUUUGUAAUCUUGAAGACUUCCUAUUACCCUGGGUACCAGAGGCUCCGAGCUUCGCAGUGACAACAAUAAUCGUUGAUAAUUCUUCCUAUCCAUUAGGCUGUCAAUGUAAAAGAGAACAUACAGCUUAUUGAAAAGGCUGUCCACCUGAUGCAUGUAUAAAAAAUCAAGUCACAGAGUGUUACAGUGUAAAGCACAGAGAUUUAGGUAUGCAACAAUUUUGCAUAGAAAGUGAGUAUAAGAUUAUGGCAUAACAAUUUUUUAGGUGGACAACCUUUUCAAUAUCCUAUUCCUCUCAGGGGCGUAGCCAGGUUUAUUUCAUUGGGCCAGGGCCCAAAGCGAUUUCUCAAGAACUUCUGCUUCCAACUGAGUCAUAACGACUAAGAUGUAAUAGAGAUUGUAACGACUAAGAUGUAAUAGCUUACUGGCCCAGAAAGCGGGGGGGGGGGGGGGGGGGGGCACCCCCUUGGCUAUGCCCCUGCUCCGCAUUUGUAUUUCAUUUUGCAAAUAAUAUAGCCUGCCUUAUCGAAAUCAACUCCAGUGGCAGAUCCAGUGGUGGUGUAACCCACCUAACUAAAAAAUUUGAUGCAUGAAAGCUAAAUCCAUAGAUAAUCAGAUUCUUCCCACUGCACUUUUGUAUGUAUUGGCUUGUUGCUCCACCUGAAAAAUCCUGGAUCCGCCCCUGGAACAUUUGUAAAUUUAUUUCGAUUAUUAUCAAGUGGCCUCGAGACUGUUGUAAUUCUAUUAGAAUAUUAUAUAAAAUAAAGAUUCAAUCAAGA